Thyridium curvatum is the source of this 1599-nucleotide messenger RNA. RefSeq lists its product as uncharacterized. Bases 1 to 1599 code for a protein of 532 amino acids. The transcript has a single exon. The record is from RefSeq and is a predicted model, not a curated record. NCBI's taxonomy places the organism in Eukaryota, Fungi, Ascomycota, Sordariomycetes, Thyridiales, Thyridiaceae.
AUGGUUCCAGCCACCCGCACCCAUGGUCAAAAAGGCUCCACGGACGCUGGCAGUCCAGCCCGCCAUGACCUUGAACGUGACCCCUUGCCCCAUGAGGAGGACGAAGAGUCCGAUGAUGACUACUCCACCAGUCUCCAUGUGCGCUCGCCGACUACGGGACUGCGGUACAAUAUCGAGAAUCUCGGGGACGAGACUCAAGAUAUUGUCCGAGACCUCUUUUCGGAGACGCCGCAGGAGGAUCUGCCCCUCAUCACAUUACAAUGGUGCAAUUUUGAUAGCCAAAGGAGCCUCUACGCCUUCCAGGUACACGAAAUUGUGCCCCGUGCUAUAUAUGUCGGUGCUUCGGAUAGCAGUUAUCCUAGCCCGAGCUGCAACUGCAUGAAAAAUGGCAGUGGGCCGUGCCGGCACCUGAUAUGGCUGAUGGACCAGCUUGCAAAACAAACAGUCCACGAUCAUGAUCCCGAGCAGGAACUUGAGCUCAACGACCGUGGCUUUCCCUCUAAGGUCGGCGACCCCUAUGCCAGAAUAGCAGACUUCCACCUCGACAUCCUGGCCGACGGGCUUCACUGCGACCCGGGCUUCCCAAACACGUUCCCAGAGCCGAAUCGGCACCGGGUAAGGGAGGCCAGAGAGAUCCUCGCCGCCGUCGCCGACAUUGACGACGACGAGCAGGACAACUACAGACCUGAGAUAUUUGAUGCCGAGAGUCCCACCAAGCUGGACCAGGGCGAGAUCAUCACCCGUGGUGAUCUCGAACUCACGCUUUUACACCUCCUCCUGUCCAACAACGAGAUCUUUGCUAUGUUCCUCAAGCUCUUGGACCCGACCGACAAGGUCAGAGACCCCUUCCGCAAGCUACAGCAGCGUGUAGCUCGGGUCCUAGACGACCUCAACGCAUAUACCACCUCCCAACCCACAACAAGAGAUAUCCCAUCAUCAACAGCGACGGAACAACAAGACAGCAGCGCUGCUGGCAGCGCCAGCACGGCCGAGGGGCCCCGUGACGUCCCCUGGGCCGCCCGCCACAUCGCCCGCGUGGUGCAGCAGAUCCACAUCAUGCUCGACCAGUCGCGGCCCUUAUCCACACGCGAGCGCGCCAGCGCCGCCCGCGCCCUAGUCUGGAUCCUCAAGGCCGUUGCGUCGGCGGACCCGCGCGCCGGAGGGGCGCACCCGGACCGCAACCUCUACCAGCGGCUCAUCGGCGGCGGCAGCAGCGGCAGCGGCGCCGGCGCGGACAGCAGCGACACGGCGACCAUGCUCCUCCUGCUCGACGCGCUGCUGCUGCUGCCCGACCAGAGCCAGUACAUCGACGAGCUCGAGAGCAUCCGCGACGUCGUCGGCGUCGGCGGGUACCAGGAGUCCUUCAUGCGGCGCCUCGAGGGCCUCGUCACGGUGCUGCGCAAGGGCGUGGCGCGGAAAGGCCGUGAGCGCGAGCGCGAGAGGGCCGCUGAGGCCUCGGCGGCGGCGGCGGCGGCGGCGGCGGCGGCGGCAUCGGCGGCAUCGGCCUCGGCGUCGUCUUCGCGGGCUGGGUCCAAGAGGGCCGGUGGGCCGUCGGGCUCCGAGUCUGGGCAGGAUAGAGGGGCGAAGAGGGCGCGGUGA